UUGAUUCCUGUAAUCAUUAAACAAAUCGAUUCAUAACACUUUUGUAAAAACAAGGAAUAAUAUAAACCAAUAUUUUUCCAUAAUGACGGACUUUAGCAUUGCCAAGUUUAAUAACUAUCAGGAAUAUCUGCACUCCUUCACCACCGUCGAGGACUUUCGCUACUUGCCUUUCCACAAAACAGUCACCACUCUCACGAAGCUUGGUUAUCGGGAGCAUCGUACUUUUUAUGAAGAAGAUGAGUUCCUAAACGUAAAAAAGCAGGUGGAACAGCUCCUGAAUCCCACGGUUUCUGCCCAGAUAUACUACAGUCAAUAUUUCAAGGGAUCUGAUCCUGCUCUUUGGGCUUUGGCCGAACGUGAACAUGUCAAUGUCCAGCAGGAGAUAUCGACCAUCAUCUUUUUGGAAAUAAGUGGAAGAAGUGGUUUUUCCAAGUCCGGCUAUAUCGACUUUGAGGCCAGUCUGCGUAACUGUAGAUUCAAAGGACCAAAUGCAGUUGACUGGCGUGCAGUUUUCGAGGAGCGAAAGAUGCUGAAACCCCAGCCAAGCGACAUAGUCUUCUACGACUGGAAAACCAGGAAGAUCUUUGCGAACGACAACGAUAAUUAUACAGUGGUAGCUCAUCCAGAGCAUGGGCUAAUGUUUACCCACAAGGGUGAUCAUAAGAAUAUACCGGUCACCACCAAAAAGAAUCCCUUUUCCAGCAACGUAAGGCGUUCUAUGAUCAGAUCGAAUCUGUACGGUUUCAUGAUAUUGUAUGAUCACCAUGUGCGCAAGAAGACCUAAUCGGAAUCGUUUCGAUGUUUGACUUUACAAAAAUGGAAUUUCUGGGAUACUAAUUUUUUUAUCCCAUCUAAUAACUGUCCUUCAUUUAAUAUUAAUGUCAUCUGAUAAAACCUAAUGCUUGCAACGCUUGGGCAAGCAAAAUUCCACUUAAGUUGUCAACACUCUGCCGCCUCCACACAUACACACAGUCACCCCUCCACUCACACACUGACACUCUCCAGGACACGCACGCCCGCCUUCGCACAUCCAUCCACACCUUAAAUACCCAAAUCAAAAAAUAAAUGGUAAACACUGGACGAUCCCAACCCCCGAGACCACAUGGCCCCAUGUCCAGGGCGAGACUCUAUCGAAAAAUGCUGAUGAUAUGAUAUUUAGAAUAUUUUUUUCUCAGCCUGCUAGGCGGUUAGUCAGGCAGCCUGGCAUGUGUUCUUGGG
This is a messenger RNA of Drosophila suzukii, 1218 nucleotides long. Its product is annotated as cilia- and flagella-associated protein 299. The record is from RefSeq and is a predicted model, not a curated record. Lineage: Eukaryota; Metazoa; Arthropoda; Insecta; Diptera; Drosophilidae.